GAACCACACGUUUUCCAGUGUUCAUUAGGUUCACUGCCUUUUCUUAUUCGCUGGCUUUUCCUGUGGUACACGUUUGUGAACCAAAAGCAGGGUGCAAAGUUACUUUCAUUAACUCUUAUUACGACUACUACUUCUCCGCAACGAGGGUUCCAUACGUUUGUACAACUCAUGGCUGCCACUCAACAAUUACCUUCAUGGAUGACACUGGCAACUACCGUGUAUACAAAUGCUGCAGGGCAAACUGUAACUACCGAAACCACCCUUCAGCUCCCACUCACCUACUACGGUCCAAGUAUUCCCUUGGGCAGUGAUGGUGCUUGGACUUACGGUGGUCUCACCUCGCCAGCAGCAUCAUCAUCUUCUCUAACGACUUCAUCCACUGCGACAUCCUUUACCCCAACAUCCUCUGCGACACCUACUUCCUCUUCAUCAUCCUAUCAGUCUUCAUCCACCUCAUCUACUUCUACAUCUAGCUUAUUGACUUCCACUUCUACCUCAUUUACUUCCGCUUCGACCUCGUCUGCUUCUACAUCUCCUUCCACCUCUGCCACAUCCAAUUCCUCUUCACAUGCGGCUGCUUUAUCGAAAGGAGCACUCAUCGGUAUCAUCAUUGGUGCCAUCAUCUUGUUCAUCAUCUUGCUUCUGCUUUUCAUCUGGUUCGUCCGUUGGAACACCCGUCGACGAGACUCUAGGGCUAUCACACCUAUUUGGACAGGAUGGAAUGUUCUUACCCCUGAUCAAACCGGCGACGAGGAGAAUCGUCCAGCUGGUCUGGGUUCUCCUCGCGACAGUGGAGACGAUGAAGCAGAUUCAUUCCUCCGGCGCAGCACCGCUACCGAUCCUGAACGUCGUCCACGUCCAGUAUCUUCUCUUCCCCCCGGUGCUGCUCCACCCCGUAUUGUGGGAAGCACUGGCUCCGAUAGAACAAGGUCUUCCCAGGCUUCGACAGACUAUGGCGUCGUCCUCCCUGGCUCAGGACACUUUGGACAGGCCUACAGUGGUGAUGGCAUCCCUGCCCACGCCAGUAGCGAGAUGCUAGGCCACAUCAUGCCUCCUGGCGAGCUCCUCCGCAUUGCAGAUGAGGAAGAGCCGGAAGACAUACCCCGGCCACGCAUGUAUAGUUCAAGUCAUCCCUCUCUGCCCGAGCACAUCGCCCCCCUACUCCCACCCCCACCUCUCGAGGGAACUGCUACCCGCAAACCUUCAGAUCGCUCCCUACUUGACGAGAAGGAAAAAUCCGUCCGCAGCGCCUCUUACCCAACGAGUGACCUUGAGGAUUCCAAAAUCUUUACAGCUCGCCGCGUACGCGUCCAGGAGCUCGGUUCCCGUAGCCCGCAAGAUGACGACUCCACAAAUACCCAGCCUAUUGCAGGACCCACCAGCUGGCGCAACUCCUUCUCUCGUCUGCGAAGGAGCUGGUUUGGUUCAUCCUCAUCUCGUAGUGGAUCAAACUCGCGUAAGGGAUCAGAUAAAGACCCCGAAGCAGCCCAAUCCUUGCUCGGUCGCAGGCUUGGUGUAGGUUACACCCCUGCAGGAGAACGUCCGAUGUCGAGCGUGAGUGCCAAGAGCGCCAUAUCCGGGAACACAGUGUACCAUGACGCAGUCUCUCGUAUGGGCACCCCUGUUUCCCUUCCUUCAAGAGCAAUUACACCUGCGAGUCAGAGGGGAAGCGUGGUACCUGCAACGGAUUUUGCACAUUCUAUGCCGAGUGGAGCACCCCCAGCAUACGAUGAUCCGUAUGAUCUGAUGGGUAGCAGGGUCCCCAGCCCGUUGUCUCCCACAGGUGUUGACGUUCUGGAUACACCAGCUCCAGCUCCUUUUUCAUCCGCUUCGACAAGCGGGAGACCUUUGCCGCCAGGUCUUGUCCCAUUAUCUAGUCGCCAUGCAUGGAGAGACUCGUUGUCCGUGAUCACGGGCUCGUCAAAUGACGCAGGUAUCACAAUCGAUGUUCUCGAUGCUGAACCGCCACGAGCAGGUGAUGGUUGGAGGAACUUAACCAGUGGCCACCUUGGUGUCAGUGCCGGACUAGACCCAAGUGAACAGAGAACCACGUUUGGAACUCCCCAACUCAUCCAUCAAGGGAAUCCCUUAGUCUCUGAGCGGGGAUCUUUGCACUCUAUGCGUUCGCACCUAAGCCCCUACUCUGCACGUUCAUCUUCAGGGUCAGCACCUGCAUCCUCAGCACGCGUUUUCAAUCUCUCAGGGUCCAAUUCCUCUCGUCCUUCUGCAAAUUCCGCCCACUCACGCGUAGCAACCAUGUCCUCUGCAUCGUUACAUUCUAGUCGACCGUUUAGUCCUAUCUCACCAUCUGUGAGCGCGUUUGGGCACGCAGAUUCCUCGCGGUACAUGUCCCACACUAUCGAGGAAAAUGAGGAUCAGUUGGCGGAACCAGGCAGCCGCACGUCGGUCCUUGGUCCUAUGCCUUCGUUUUCCAUUCGUUCGCUGCUCUCCCAACCAACGAUUCGUAGUGUGGGUGGCACAACGGUAACGAGCGAUGACACAGAGAUGACGAGAACGACUGUCACUUCGGCUUCUGAGGAUGUAAUAAGCACGCCCCGAGCAUGGUUCCAAGAACGAAUGAGGGCCGAGAUUUGAGAUGACCCAGCGCUAUAGAUGAGUUCUCAUCCAAGCGCUGGGGCAGAGCUAUUCUAUAGAUGUGACUUUUUUACUUACCUAUUCGUCUUGUUGCUUUAUCAUACCUUUGCGAUACCUCCACUUUUGCGAUACCUAUCAUACUUAGCUCGAUCUUCCAUGUUCGUUACGAAAACUACGAUCACCUGCUUACUUAUGACCGAGUACUGAUGUCUUGAAUAUGAUUCUUGUAUGAUCUUUAGUGAAUGAUACAGCGGGUCAUUCAU
Molecule: messenger RNA, 2858 nt
Organism: Suillus bovinus
Lineage: Eukaryota; Fungi; Basidiomycota; Agaricomycetes; Boletales; Suillaceae
Exons: 3
Coding region: 169-2595 (808 amino acids)
Source: RefSeq, a predicted model, not a curated record